AUGGCGCCGCAUGACGCUCCAUUCCCGGGCCUUGAAGCGCGACAGCUACGCGAUGCGUUAAGCUAUUUUGCAACUAAAGACCCAAACUGGACGAUCAGAGAUCUGGAAAUAAGACUUUCUGCGCUUUUAGACUCGAGCCCGCCUGGUUAUGACAGACGUCUGCAAGCCCGAAAUGCAAGAGAAAGCAGAGAAGACGAUAACGACGGCGAUGACGAGUACGAAGUCGAUAGGGAGGACCCGUUCGCAACACUCUCGUCGACGCCGCGUUGCAGCAGUCCAGAGCUGCUCCCCGCAAGCAGUCAAACAUUCUCCGACGAACUUGAUCACGCUCUCAGCCCCGACCCAAUACAACUCGUCAAAGGCAGCGACGGCAUCCGCAACAAACCUCCAUGGCCACACGGCAACUCCAUAAUCGGCGGCAUACCCCUAGCCGACGUGCAAAGAAGCAUCCACGCGGCGAUGCCCUCGCAGACGCUGAUUCAGGAAGCGCGCAUCAAACAGCAAAAGCGUGACAAAACUACCUCUGCAAAGCAACCAAGUUCGCCAUCAAACAAAGGCAGCCCUAGACCAUGGCCGAUGAGCCCCUCAAUUCCGACCGACAAACCCGACUUCCCCUCGUCAGACCCGCGCCGCCCGCACCUGAAGCACGCGAUGACAGUCCCGCUCUCCUCCAGCUACUUCAGGUCCCUGAGCGCCCAUAGAGACCACACUGAUAGUCCGCAGCGCACGCACACACGCCUCCACAAGCAGCGUGCCCGUCGCUCCGCACCUUCUGAGUCCGCCCCCUUCGAAACCUACCCGGACAGCAACACGGAAAGAGGCCGCCCACGGCUACGAAAAGGCAGCUCUGCGCCCGAGGCUGCAUGGCAGUACGUCAACCACGUCGAGACCUCUUCCGUUGGAGCAGAAGCCGCUGCCGUUGCCGCCAGCGCCGCUAAAAAAAUGAGGGCUGUGGAGGGUAUUUCGAAAGCGAAGUGGACAAAGGCGGAAGCGCGACGCCGAAGACGGGCGGUCAUUAUCGACGGCAUACGAAGUCUGAUACACGAGCACGAGAUGGACGACGAGAUGCUAUCGAGGCUAGGCUGA
Molecule: messenger RNA, 1086 nt
Organism: Didymosphaeria variabile
Lineage: Eukaryota; Fungi; Ascomycota; Dothideomycetes; Pleosporales; Didymosphaeriaceae
Exons: 2
Coding region: 1-1086 (361 amino acids)
Source: RefSeq, a predicted model, not a curated record